Molecule: messenger RNA, 2456 nt
Organism: Leguminivora glycinivorella
Lineage: Eukaryota; Metazoa; Arthropoda; Insecta; Lepidoptera; Tortricidae
Product: alpha-tocopherol transfer protein-like
Exons: 5
Coding region: 75-980 (301 amino acids)
Cellular component (GO): membrane
Molecular function (GO): phosphatidylinositol bisphosphate binding
Source: RefSeq, a predicted model, not a curated record
AUUGGUUGUGCGUUUUGUGUUUAAUUAUUCGAUCGUAUUUAUUUACGGACGGUGCAGUGUUAUACUUAUAAAUCAUGUCGCUUCAAAUGGAGUUUGACUACGAAGCGGCAACGGCGUUAAUGGACAGAUUUUCUCAAGCAGAUAUCGACCAGUUACGGGAAUGGAUUUUAACUUUGGAUAUAAAUAAAUGUGUGCCGAAAGAUCUUACGGACCAGCAGUUAGUGUUGUUUUACAAUGCUUGCUACGGGAAUGUAGAAAAGGUUAAGAAUUGUAUAGAGAAAUAUUACGCUCACAAGAAAAAUUCGCCAGAUAUGUUUGAUAAUCGUAUCGUUUUUUCGGACGAGCUGAAACCUUCUACUGAAGCCCUAGAGUUCUCGUUUUUCCCCGAGAAGUCCGUGGACGGGUACGACAUCAUCUACCAUCGGCUGCACUACACGGAACCCUCCAAGUACCACCUGGAGCCAGGGUGUAAACUCCUCUUCAUGACUGUUGAUGCGUGUCUAUGCAAGCGGGGGCCCACGCCUGGCUACAUCUUCCUAUUCGAUAUGAGAGGCGUCCGACUUGGCCAUCUCACGCGCGUCAGUCUUUCAUCCCUCCGAAAGUUCUUCCAUUUCGUGCAAGAAGCGUGGCCGAUCCGCAUGAAGGCGAUCCACGUGCUGAACUCCGAACCCAUCGUCGACAAGCUGAUCCUCCUCAUCAGGCCCUUCAUGGAGAAGAAGUUCUUUGACAUGUUAAAAUUCCACAGCAAGACAGAAGAUCUAGAGAAAUUCUACGAAACAGUCGUCCCUCGCUCCGCCCUCCCACCCGACUACGGAGGCACCCUCCCUGACACACAAACUUUGCACAAGAAGUGCAUGCAGCAACUGCAAGCUUUGGAACCAUACUUCACUGCAGAAGAAGAACAGAGGGCCAGAGCGUACCCUGAUAAGAAAAGAGACAAGGCGUUGAAUAAGAACUUCAAGAAACUGGAUAUAGAUUAAAUUUUGUAGGACUUAAGGUACGCUGGUGGAUUUUUCUCUUAAUUAAAUAGCUCAAAAGGCUGGCUAAAACAUGUAUAGCUUAGUCUGGCUCACGAUUUUGACACUAGAAAAAGGGUAUAUAAAUAUUUUAAUAUAUUUUUGCCUUAAAAUACUUCCACGGUUGAUCUGGUGUUAUAGGUACGAUUAUGUUUAAAAAUCUUUUUAUUAGCUAUGAAAUUGGGAUUCUGAAUUUAUUUACUUAAGUAUUUUGAAAAUCGUUAACUAUUGCCAAUUUUAGAGCUCUCAUGAUUAUAGUAUUAAUAGCAAGGGACCUGCAUGUCUAUAGUACCUACAUAGAAUCCUUAAAAAUCAUAGACAACGCGCUUGUGACACCUCUGACCGACGAGCACGACUUUCAUUUAGCGCGACUCCAACUAUGACUCACGCGCGAGUAUGCAAGUCCUGCUAGCAGAUCUGGAGUUGCAACCGUUCAUAGGCUACUGUGUUGACUUACCAUGUGCCGUAAGCUUAUAAAAAAUAUGUAGUACAAAGUUUUUAUUCAAAUCGUCAAUUGUAUUCCUAGAUAGUUUUUGUAUAUAAAAGAAAAUUGACAAAAAAAAGUAAAUCGAGUACUUAAUAUUUGCUCACUAUGGUCUGACCAUAAUAGAUAAGUAGGUAGGUAUGUUAUACCUUUUGCACCAAGCUUGAAUUUAGUCAAUGUAAUAUGUACCUGUCUUGAAAUGUUAAUUAGGUAUCAUCAUGAUCUAGAGUAGACCCAGGAAUAUGUGAGCGUUCAUAAAAAAAGUGUUGAAAACUUGGACAUUUUGAGACAAUUUUUAAAUGGUGGGACGGAGAGUGCUAUUCUUAGUACUAACGAACUAAAAAUACCAGGAUUUAUGAAGUUUGGUUUUCGACAUUUAAAAAAAAAACUCCUAUGUACAGACAGCAUUAAAUAGAUGUUGGUUUUUAUGAUGAACAAACAACGGAGCGGCAGCUAACCUCCAUUCACCGACAGUCAUUACAAAUCUUUAAAAAAUGAGGUUACCUAAUUGUACAUGUCAAAAUAAAUUAAUUCGUUCAUUCAAAUGCACACUGUAGGUAUACUGAUAUUCCAUCCGAGUACAAAACCAUUUAUACCUUGUCAAAGAUAUAUUUUAAAUAUGAUAUUAGAAGGUAAAUGUAUAUAAAAAUUAAAAAGUCGUAUAAAACGGUAGAUGUCGUGCAUAAUUGUUUUCAGUCGUAUUUUCUCGGAAAUGUUCGUAUUUGUCAUGCUAGUUCGGUAACCGUAAGUACUAGUACUGAGACUGGCUGAAAUAGCAUGACACGUUCGUGAGUUUCCGUAAAAGUACGAAGGUAAAAGACGAAGUGUACUCACACCACAGAAUUACAGUUAAACCAGAAUGAGUAGUUAGGUCAAAAAGUGUGUCCACAUGAGAGGUCAUUGUUUGGGCUGGUGUCCCUCUCGCACUUACUGACAAUGUCAACAUUAUUCAGUGA